This is a messenger RNA of Diaporthe batatas, 1476 nucleotides long. RefSeq lists its product as uncharacterized. Gene Ontology annotation, cellular component: membrane. The record is from RefSeq and is a predicted model, not a curated record. Bases 1 to 1476 code for a protein of 491 amino acids. Gene Ontology annotation, biological process: transmembrane transport. Gene Ontology annotation, molecular function: transmembrane transporter activity. The transcript has 5 exons. Lineage: Eukaryota; Fungi; Ascomycota; Sordariomycetes; Diaporthales; Diaporthaceae.
AUGGAGUCAAUCAAGGAGAAGCAGACCGUGGCCGAACACGAUAUCACAAUUCAGAUAUGCCCAGAUCCAACGCAUUCUCCCAUCACCGAGCAGUCUGCUGAAGAGACAGUCGUGAACGUCGACUACUCAGGAGCGUUCGCGAAGAUAGACCCUGCAGAGAUCAAGCUGGUCCGGAAGCUCGACAUGAUCAUCAUGCCCGUCGUCUGGCUCCUGGUCUUCCUGAACUUUUUCACCCGCCAGUCCAUCAGCGUCGCGAGGCUCGACGGCUUCGAGCGCGAGCUGGGGAUCACAGGCACCGACUUCUCCCUCGCCGUCUCCCUCCACUACGUAGGCUACCUGCUCGUCCAGGUCCCCAGCAACAUGCUCCUCACCAAGAUCCCGCCGCCCGUAUACCUCUCCGUCACGAUGGGCAUCAUGUCCAUCGGCACGGCCCUCACCGCCGUGCUGCAUAACCGCCAGAACCUGAUGAUCCAGCGCUUCUUCCUGGGCCUGAUCGCAGCCCCCAUCUAUCCGGGCUGUGUGUACGUCGUAUCGCUCUUCUACAAGCGCAAGGAGCUCGCCGCGAGGGUCACGAUUGUCUACACGGCUAGUAUCUUCGCCACGGGCAUGAACGGGCUCAUGGCCGCACCCAUUUUCCGCUCCAUGCGGGGCGUCCUUGGGCUGUCGGGUUGGAGAUGGAACUACAUAAUUUUCGGCGUCAUCUCGGUUAUCGUUUCGGCCGUCUCGUUCUUCAUCUUACCUGAUGAGCCGCUCAAGACCAAGUGGCUCAGCCCGGCGGAGCGCCGCCUUGCCCACGAUAGGAUCGCCGCGGACACCGUCGAGCUCCAGGAGAAGGGCAGUAUGCUUCAGGGGCUGAAAGAUGCCCUGAAAGACCGGAGGGUCUGGAUGUUCGUCGUCAUACAGCAUGUCAACGCUUUUGCGGGAAGCAUUCGCGUCUUCUUGCCCACGCUGCUCGCGACUCUAGGCUUCGGCCAAUUCCAAACCCUCGUGAUGACAUCCCCGCCAUAUCUGGUCGCCUGUGUCUCGGCCGUGGGCGUCUCCAUCUCGUCCGGCCACUUCAACGAGCGCACGUGGCACCUCACCUCGCUCAAGACGCUCGCUGCCGUCGGCUUCUCCCUCGCGGCGGCGACUCUGAAUCCGCCGGUGCGCUACUUUGCCGCCUUUGUGUUCAUCAUUGGCACCUGGGGCGGCACAUCGAUCACGCAGUCGUGGAUCGCCAGCACGUGUGCGCAAUCCAAGGAGAAGAGGGCUGUGGCCAUUGCGCUGGGGAAUUUGUCUGCUUCGUCAACGUUGAUCUGGACCCCAUAUCUGUGGCCUGACUCGUCCGCCCCGCGAUACGCACUCCCGUUGAUCACGUGUGCGUCUGGGGCAGUGGUAUCUAUCAUUCUUUUCUGGUUUAUGAGGUGGGACCUCAGGCGGCAGAACAAGAGGAUUCGCGAGACCGAUGCUACAAGUCGGCUGUUCUAUGCAUAUUGA